AGCCAUGGCUGCUGCCCAAAUGAGUUUCGUCUCUUCCUCACUCUCCUUUCCUUCGCAACAACGUCCCUCGCUUCCCACAUUUUGCAGAGGAAAACUCUCAUCAAAAUCGAAUAGCUCAAUUGCGAUCGUAACUAGCUCAACAUAUAGAGCGAGAAAGGCGCGAUAUGUUUCGCAGCGGCCUCUAACCAUUUUUAUGAAUCUUUCUACAGCAAACCCAGAAUGGGCCGCCAACGGGAAAAUUCCAAGAUGGUCAGAGAGCUCUAUAAGAUCUUUCUGUCUAGGAGAGUCGGUAGCUCGCAAGGUGCGUUACCCAAGUCUUGGUACAGAAGCUCUUCUCAUGGGUAUUUUGAUGGAAGGUACAAGUCCUACUGUCAAAUUUCUACGGGCUAAUGGAUUUACUCUUUCUAAAGUUUGGGAGGAAAUGAUAAGUUUGAUUGGACUGCCUAGUAUAUGGGAUACUAAAGUUGAAGCGGAAAUACCAGUAUCUGAAGAUGCACAGAAGGCAUUAGGUUUGGCUGUUGAGGAGAAGAUAAAAUUGGGGUAAAGCGAUGAGGUGACAAGUUGUCACAUGUUACUUGGAAUUUGGGCUCAAAAAGGCUGCACGGGUCAACAAAUACUGGCUAAUCUUGGCUUUGAUGAACAGAAGGCCAAGGAACUUUCUCAGAUAAACGAAAUGGUGAGAACAAAAUAAAAAAGCUCCUUUUCCCCUACAGUAUCCAUUUUGGGUCACAAGGAAUAGGAAGGUCUAUGCAUGCACAUUUUGGUUUGUAGUCUUGAUCUUGAGUAGAAUUCAACAUUCUUCCAAUAUUCACAGUUGCUGAUCCAAU
Molecule: messenger RNA, 827 nt
Organism: Cryptomeria japonica (Japanese cedar)
Lineage: Eukaryota; Viridiplantae; Streptophyta; Pinopsida; Cupressales; Cupressaceae
Product: ATP-dependent Clp protease ATP-binding subunit CLPT1, chloroplastic-like
Exons: 1
Coding region: 5-544 (179 amino acids)
Source: RefSeq, a predicted model, not a curated record